ACCUGAUAGAAGCUGCAUCGGGAAGCUCCAAAAGGACCACGCCUGCUUCGACAACUGGAUACAACCAGAUAUAUGCUGGGAAAGUGAAUUAACCUCGCAGUGAUACGAACCGCGCUUACGUUCCGGCAAAGAUUACAGCAUCUAGCAAAAAUGCUGCGGAGACAGAUCCGCGAACGCCGCGAGUACAUAUACAAAAAAUCGCUUGAGGAGAAAGAGCGGCAGAUCUGGGCGAAGAAGCAGCAGAUCCGCCAGCUUCUCGCAGAAGGCAAGCCCAUCCCGCCCGAGUUGCGAGAAGAUGCCAAGGCACUCGGAGGCAAGCUGACCCUCGAUGAAGGACAGAGCGAACCCGCGACAUCCAUAGACGACGAGUACGCCCGUGCAGGGCUGUACGAACCCAAGAUCCUGAUCACCACCUCGCGUGAUCCGUCCUCUCGUCUGACGCAAUUCGCCAAAGAGAUCCGCCUCGUCUUCCCCAACUCCACUCGGCUCAAUCGCGGUGGCUACACUGUCGCCGACCUUGCCGCAGCGUGCCGUGCGAACAGCAUUACCGACCUGAUCGUCUUGCACGAGCACCGAGGCGUGCCGGACGCGAUGGUCGUCUCACACUUCCCGCAUGGGCCCACGCUGCUCUUUACACUCUCCAAUGUCGUCUUGCGACACGAAGUCUCCGCACACGCGACAUCGACCGUUUCAGAGCAGUACCCACAUCUGAUCUUUGAAAAUUUUGGUUCCAAGCUCGGCGAGCGCGUCAAAUCGGCGCUACGCUACCUCUUCCCCGUCGCCAAGGACACCAGCACGCGCGUCAUGACAUUCAACAACGCCAACGACUUUAUUUCUUUCCGGCAUCAUGUCUACAUCAAAAUCUCACAUCGCGAAGUGCAGCUAGCAGAAGUCGGGCCGCGCUUCGAGAUGCGGCCAUACGAGAUCCGGCAGGGCACGCUCGAGCAGACAGAGGCGGAUGUAGAAUGGGUCCUGCGGCCGUAUAUGAACACAGCACGCAAGCGCAGCCAGCUGGCGUGAACCGUUUCAGCAUUCGUUCUCAAUAUCUCUUGCAUUACAAGCAUGUUGUACUUUAAGCAUCCUCCAAGCAGUCAUCCAUC
Messenger RNA from Tilletiaria anomala UBC 951, 1100 nucleotides. Its product is annotated as putative IMP4-component of the U3 small nucleolar ribonucleoprotein. The record is from RefSeq and is a predicted model, not a curated record. Gene Ontology annotation, molecular function: rRNA primary transcript binding; snoRNA binding. The transcript is spliced from 2 exons. Bases 151 to 1020 code for a protein of 289 amino acids. Gene Ontology annotation, biological process: rRNA processing. Gene Ontology annotation, cellular component: nucleolus; small-subunit processome; Mpp10 complex. Lineage: Eukaryota; Fungi; Basidiomycota; Exobasidiomycetes; Georgefischeriales; Tilletiariaceae.